This is a messenger RNA of Fusarium sp. VM40, 3198 nucleotides long. The record is from the annotation of a GenBank genome assembly. NCBI's taxonomy places the organism in Eukaryota, Fungi, Ascomycota, Sordariomycetes, Hypocreales, Nectriaceae.
AUGAGUGCUACACUAGCUAUGCUAGACGAGAUCCACGGCGAACUACCCAGGCGUUCAAACGACAGCAAUACCUAUACGCUUGGGAAUAUUAAAGAUCACAAUAUCGUUAUCGCAUGCUUGCCUCAAGGCCAAUAUGGGAAUAAUAAUGCUACAAACGUAUUAACAAACUUGACCCGUACUUUUCCAUUAAUUCGCCAUGGAUUAAUGGUCGGUAUCGGCGGUGGAGUGCCUGGUAAGCUGGAUGUUCGCUUGGGUGAUAUUGUCGUUGGAAGUAGAGUCAUGCAAUACGACUUUGGGAAGGUUAUGGCUGGUGGCCGAAUUCAAACGACAGCGGUUCCCAGAGUUCCUAGUCAUUUCUUUCUCACAGCCAUAACGACUCUAAGGGCCAGGCACGAAUUGAAUUCAAGCCGCAUCUCGGGCAUUCUUUGCGAAAAGAUGGAGGGCUAUCCGACGUAUGAUCGUCCAGAAACUGCCGAUGACCUAUUUGAGCCGUCGUAUAUGCACGAUCUUUCACAAAAGACCUGCCGGGAGUGCGAUAGGUCACAACUGACACAGAGAGAGCCACGACAAUCGUCCCAGCCGGUAAUCCAUUACGGCGGUAUUGCUUCUAGUAAUCAGGUUAUGAGAGACGCUAUGACCCGCGAUAGGCUAGCACGAGAGCUGGAUAUUAUCUGUUUUGAGAUGGAAGCUGCAGGUUUAAUGGAUGUUCUUCCUUGCCUCCCGAUUCGAGGCAUAUACGACUAUUCAGACUCGCAUAAGGCAAAAGAGUGGCAAAGAUAUGCUGCAGCAGUCGCUGCCGCGUAUGCAAGAGAGCUCCUAGAGACCCUACCAGCAGUCAGUGACACACGGCAAGAACUAAAUCUUCAACCCUGUUCUUCUAGCCAAGCUGAUCCUAGUCGCCGACAACAGCUACUCGACUCUCUCAAAUUCGAGCAAAUUGAUUCACGCAGGACUACGAUCAAGUCUGCUUAUUCCAAGACCUGCACCUGGUUUCUAAAACACCCUGGCUACCUUGAAUGGAUCGACCGAGAGAAGCAAUCCCAACAUCACGGAUUUCUCUGGAUUCGAGGUAAGCCAGGUGCUGGUAAAUCGAUUAUCAUGAAAUUCAUCUAUAUGAAGACCAAGAAAACGGAUAUCAUGAAACAAGCCCUCACCAUCUCGUUCUUCUUCAAUGCUAGAGGAGGACUACUAGAAAAGUCAUUGUCGGGCAUGUACCAAUCCCUACUUCUCCAGCUUUUUGAAGGCUUCCCCGAUCUUCAGCAUGUUCUCGACGACCCCGACUUAGUCCCGCGCAACCAGGUCUCCUGUCCACCCUUGGCCAUCCUCAAAGAUCUAUUCCGUUCUGCAGUCGAGUCCCUCGAAAGUCGAGAACUUAGAUGUUUUGUCGAUGCAUUAGAUAAAUGUGACGAGCAGCAGGUCCAGGAUAUGGUCAUAUUUUUUGAAGAAGUCGCAGAGCAUUGUUUGGAAAAUAAUGUCAGGUUCAGGGUGUGCUUCUCGAGCCGACAUUACCCAUACAUCGAUAUCAAGACAGGAAUUCGACUGACCUUAGAAGGUCAAGACGGUCAUGACGAAGACUUGAAACACUAUAUCCUCAAAAACUUACGAAUUCAGGAUGCUGUCUUGGUUGACGAGCUGAAACAGAUGAUGCUUGAGAAGGCGGCUGGCGUUUUUCUCUGGGUUGCUCUGGUGGUGGAUAUUCUGAACAAAGAAAAUCGCCGUGGACGCCUAGCACUUCGAAGAAGAUUACAAGAGGUGCCAAAUGAGUUAAGCGAGCUUUUCAGAGAUCUCUUAACCCGAGACCAAGAGCAUAUGGAAGAUCUUUUGCUCUCUCUUCUCUGGAUUCUUCUUUCAACACGACCACUAACGCCUGGAGAGUACUACCACGCACUAUGGUGUGGGUUACUACUGGAAGACUUGGCAGAUACGGAAAUGCCGGCUAUCAAUAGCUCGGAUGCUAAGGACUGCUUCAACAAAUGUAUCAUUAGUUCUUCUAAAGGACUUGCUGAGACCACGAAAGGCAGCAAGCCUACCGUGCAGUUCAUUCAUGAGUCUGUUCGUGACUUUCUUAUCAAGGAUAAAGGUCUUUCCAGACUAUGGCCAGAAUUUGGGACAGACUGGGAAAUUCAGGGUCACGAGAGGCUGAAAUCAUGCUGUAGCGCCUACAUAUCUCGCAAGGCUAUCGGUAACGCCAUCGACAACCCACAAAUUCCGGAAUCACUGGGUAUGGAGAACAGCCUGGUAAAGGAGUUCCCAUUCUUGGAGUACGCCUGCAAGUCUAUUCUUGUUCACGCCGAUACUGCUGCCUAUAAAAUCCCACAGCAACAGUUUCUCAGCGAAUUCCCGGUAUCCGACUGGGUGCGUGUCUUCAAUGCGUUUGAGAAGCAUAAGAUCCGGAUGUAUGAUGAAGAAGCAGAUAUCCUCUAUAUUCUCGCCGAUAGAGGGCACCCUGAACUCAUUCGAACGAGGCUCAAGACACAUCCUGACAUUGCGAAAGGAGGAGGAAGAUAUGGUCACCCCGUUUUGGCUGCAAUGGCAAAGGGUAAUAAAGAAAGUGUCGUUGCUCUUCUGAGUCUAUCGUCAAGCGUUCGUCAUGACUUUGAUGUCACAACCGAUCUUACGUGUAAAAUCAACUCGGUUGAGCUGGGUAACACUCCUUUUUAUUGGGCCGCCCGAAACGGCCAUCCUGAUAUCUGCGCAGCGCUACUGCUCCAAAGUCCGCAGGACAGAGUGGCUGAAGUUGGGGAAUUGCUCAGAUGGCGUGACCGAAAGUUCGUGGAAUUGGUACUCGAGAGAGUAGAGCAUAUUGCAAGUGAACCUCGUGAUGUGAGCAUAUUUUUGCAAAUAGCAUCAGCGAGAGAUUACCUAGAGGUCAUGAGAUUGCUCCUUGACAUGGGGGAAGAUGUUUCAGCUGUUGCUAAAAACUUCCUCGACACCCCGUCAUGGAAUGAAGUAUCGGAAAAUGAUCACAUAUUAACUGUAAAGAUGCUUCUUGAUAAAGGGGCAGAUAUUAAAGUCACAGAUCGGCGUGGGAAUACUCUCCUACAUGAGGCAUCAGGAAGAGGUUAUGCAGAGACUGUAAAGUUACUUCUUGACAGAGGCUCAGAUGUUAUGGCUACAAAUAUUGACGAAGAGACAUGCCUACACUUCGCAUCAAGCAUCAAAAAACGGCCAUACAGAGACCGUGAAGCUGCUUCUUAG